GCUCAAUCGCAAUUACCGUUCUGUUUGUGGAUGAUAACGUUCUUCUUACUAAUUGAUAAGAAGAAGGAGAGAGGGAAAAAAGAAUUUGUUUGAAACCUCGUGAGUCAGAAGCAAUCAAAGAAAAGCUACACUUACAAUACCGUAGCGCACCACAAAUUUCAAAGAAGAACUCUUUUAAAACCAAGCCGASCGUACGAGACCGUAACCACCAUGGAACCUCCGUCCUCGAGCCCCUCGCACCCCAUCGAGCACCAACACCAGGAAAGCCUUGGGUACCGCCGUCCUUCCAUUGGCAACGGCAGCAUCGCCGGGACGAACGGCGGCAGCAGCGGCCGAAGCACCUCCCGGAGCGUCCUUUCUCGAGAAAAGGCAAACUCCUACGCACAAAAGCUCAACAACAGCGCCGUGUUGUGCAUAGAAAUCGGGGAGCACGAGCGAGCCAUAAAGUCUCUGGGAAAGGCGCUGAAACUCCUGGAACGCAGCAGCAGCUGUAGCAGCGGCAGCGGUGGCCCCUCGUACGCGGGGGAUCCGUGCUGCGAUUGCACCCUCGAUGGGUGCCUCUCGUACUCCGAAACCAUCGUCGAUGCCAUCGUCCUGGAACGGGAGAUGAAGGAAAACGGGGGGACCGGACGCUCCGACUAUGUCGCCAACGGACCCAACACCAAGAAACGGAGACUGUCCCCUCCGCGAUCGUCCGUUCCAUGCGCUCCGCAAGAACAAGAACAAGACGCGAGCAACAACAGAUACUUCUGGACUCCCCCAGAGGAAGAAGACGGCCGCCUCAAAAGCAGCCCCGGAUCGAUAUACCGGAGGCCGAUCCGCAUACCUCCUCGAUACAUUCUCGAAGGCUCGAUCGAGGAAUCGACACUCGUGUCCGUCAUCAACUUCAACAUCGCCCUGGCCUUCCAGCUGUGGAGCAUCGCGCUCGGCACGGCAAGCGUUACCGUUGCGUGCAACACAACGACGAGUGCRGCAGCAAGCACCAGAAAGGAAGAAACCAAGCGCCAGAGGCAGGCAAGAUUCUCCGAUAUCGCGAUCAGGCUCUACACCCUCGCCGACCCGUCGAAGCACGGGMGCUCCGAAGAGACCGGCAUUUGCCCGUGCACCAGCGAAGAGGAACCGCCAAGCAGAGAGGGCGACGUUUGUCCGCAGCAAAGUCCGCGUCCGAGCAGCAACCGGCACUCUUCCAAGAACUGCGGUAAUCACAUUCGGUUCCACAUGAUUGUGUGCAACAACUUGAGUCAGCUCUACCGAUCUAUAAACAAUGUACCGAAGCACAAAGAAUGCCUCCAGGACUUGCUGUCGUCCAUAGUUCUCUUGGUUGAUCAAUACCAACGGCAGGUACAGGAACAGCAUUUCGAAUCAAGCAACUCGUAUGGCGAUCAAGGCGAGGCAGCAGCAGCACUUCACUUGGAUCUGCUUCAACAGGAUUAUUGCGAGGACGAAGAAGACGUCUCUAUUCUGGCAACUACUACUAGUUUUGCGAGGAGAAGAAGAGCAUCGAUUGGUUGCCAAUACCAUUUGCACGAAUUUGCACAUAACACUGCACAUAUUGUCCUCCGACAGUACUGUGCAGACGCUGCUUAGACGCAAUAGAUUGUAUUGUAUUUGACACUUGAUACCAGAUACAAUGUAUGCACAUAGUACAAUCUAAACAAUUCUAAGUUGGAAAUGUAUUAUUAUCAAACAAUCGACUACAAACUGAUCUAUAGAUACAACUGUAAAGAGCGUAMUAAUCAAUAGAUGCAUGGUUAAUAUUUGCUACAACAUGAUGUUGAAAUAAAACUGCUCGUGUAUCAUAACAUCUCUGCUACCAUAGACGCGAGGAAAGCACGUAAACACACUAUGCGAUAAAAAGAGGUGAAGUUUCUAGUAUUUCCGCUGCAUCGUCAUAAAAUAAACCUACCGUACCAACAGGUAGUUCGUUACUACGUACCGUAAUAGUAAAGUACCGGCCAGAAGGCACGAGUCCGAUGCAGUACAUCCCGAAAGUCAACUGGCAACGUUCGUCGGUACGUACUUGUACUACUCCGUAGCUACUGCAGCUGUCGGGUGCCGCGUCCCUGGCUGGCAACAAAAAGCUAUCCCCKGCAGUGGUCCCACUCCCGCCUGCCUCGAACAGUGGGCUGGCACAUUAUCGUUUCGCAACACCGCAGCUCCACGGGACGUUGCACAGGCGCUUUGCACUCUAGCAG
Molecule: messenger RNA, 2195 nt
Organism: Pseudo-nitzschia multistriata
Lineage: Eukaryota; Bacillariophyta; Bacillariophyceae; Bacillariales; Bacillariaceae
Source: the annotation of a GenBank genome assembly